UAUAAAAACCGCAAUGCACAUACUCGGCAUUCCUGCCGCAGAAGCCCGGCACCUACAUGACUGCCACUGCCGUCAUAUGUAGCUCUGGUCGGUGGCCCUGCACACAGACCGGAGGGUGAGGGCCCUUUUAUCCGGGACUCCCGGUCUCCAUGUCUGCCUGCCGGGUCCCGCUGCAGCUCUUCCUGAGGACACGGGUGAUCGCCCCGGCUCUCUGCACCGCCCUAUGCCGGGGCCUAAGUUAUAGGGCGGCGGGGACAUCAGGUGAGGACACUUCCGGGGAGCAGCCACACGACAGCCCGGGGUCUGGUCCGUGGAGUGAGGCCGCUGACGUCCUGCGGGUAGUGGAAGCUCAUGAGGUCGCCUGCCAGGGGCGCCGCUCCACACGAUGUGUCACCAAGAAAGUGCGGUGCAGGCUGGAGGGUGACAACGGAGCAGCUGGACAAGACGGAUACACAGAUCCACAGACGGGAUAUUUUGUUUUCACCAGACUAGCUCAUCUGAGGAGAGGGAAAUGCUGCGGCAGUGCGUGCAGACAUUGCCCUUUCGGCCAGGAAAAUGUUGAUUCCUCAAAAAAGAAGCAAUUUAAUUCCUUUUUUUAUAUAUGACAGCUGAGUUCAAUCCUUUUUUUUUGUUUCAUUAAUCGUGCGGAUUUUAGAAGAUACCGUAGUACCAGAAAGCAAUUGUAUUUUAGUCCCACAUGUGAUGCAGUCUUUCUCGUUAAUAUUCCUAAGUAAUGAAUUCAAUGUUAAUUCUAAUAAAGAUGAAAUGGAAAGCAAAUGUUCUCAGUCAUUAGUGUGUGCUCUGGAUGCUAUGGUUAUCCUUGCUUUAAUUUUCUCUUUUUUAAUCAGUUUCUAAGCAGUUUUACUGUUGUAUUUGUUUAU
Molecule: messenger RNA, 881 nt
Organism: Bufo gargarizans (Asiatic toad)
Lineage: Eukaryota; Metazoa; Chordata; Amphibia; Anura; Bufonidae
Gene: C7H1orf53
Product: chromosome 7 C1orf53 homolog
Exons: 4
Coding region: 150-605 (151 amino acids)
Source: RefSeq, a predicted model, not a curated record